AUGUAUCAUUCACAGGACGCUGCUUCUGGUGCAGGUCUCACUAUGAACAUGGACAGCAAUGCCGGUGUUGUGCACACAGUGGACGCCGCAGCGGCAACCAACCGCCUUCCAAAGACAAUGACGUUUGAAGUUCAUCCCCAUGAAAUUUACUUUCGUGAGUUUGAGCCACACAAAACGUAUGAGGCGGUAUUGCAGUUAAAAAAUACAACAAAAGAAACCCAAUUCAUUCGCGUUGCCCGACCACAAAGUCACUUAAUCACACUGAAGCUUCCACGGAAUGGCGUGACCACGAUGAAGGUCGCCUCUGGUCUCUCCCUCACAUACAAAGUCCUCUUCACACCGGAGGAGAAUCGGGAUUAUCACUGCGAUCUCGUCGUCACUACAGAUCAUGAGGAGUUUACAAUUCCCGUUCACUGCAUUGCCAGUCGUGGUUGGCUCGCACUCCCACCGUCGUUUACCGUCACUCCCGCACCCGUGAAGGGCACCACAGAGACUACACUAUUUCUUCGCAAUACAGGGAAAUUGGAAUGUCAGUGGCAUGCAGAUACCGUGGCCCCCUUCACAAUUACACCAACGAGUGGUGUUGUACAAGCAGGAGGAGGUGUUAGUCCUGUGAAUAUUAUAUUUGCUCCACCGAAAUUACAACAAUACAACUCUUCCAUUAUUUUCCGACUUGGCCCGGAGGAAGAUAUGAUACAAGAGUUACCUUUGAUUGGAAAUGCGGUGGAAGUGAAUGUAGUACUGGAGGAAAAUACACUAGAGUUUCCAAGUACAUUUGUGACGUUAGAAAAUCAAGCCAUUGUACGAGUGCGAAAUGAUAGUGAUCAUACGGUUUACUUUUCAUGGAAAUCAGAUCGUACGGAAGUAGAAGAAGGAGAGGCGGAGGAACAAAAAUUAAUAGAACAAACGGAGGCUCUUUCGUAUGCGGUAUUGUCUAAUUCACCGUAUGAAACUACUAGAAAAAGACUCACAGCAGAACGUGUGGAAACUCUUAUGAAAGCUGGACGAGUCUUUGAUGAUGAUGUAUUCACACUUGAACCCAUAAGUGGUGUAAUUUAUGCAAAAGGAAGUAAAGAGUUUGUUGUUACUUUUAAUCCACAACUUGCAAUGAAUUAUUCUGCUACAGCUUAUCUUGAUAUUAGUGGAAGAAAGAAAAGACUUCCAUUAUUAGUAAAAGGAACUGGAAUGGGACCUCAAUGUGAAUUGGAGUAUACUCGAUUAGAUAUUGGAGAUAUCUUUAUUGGAGCAUUACAUGAAUAUAAGGUAGCUAUUACAAAUAAAGGUUGUAUAGAAGCACGUUUUACUGUUUUAUUACAGGAUACACUUAUGGGACGUAAAUUUACCUUUAAACCUUCUGAAGGUGUAUUAGCACCUGGUGCACAAGAAAUACUUACUAUUCAAUUACAAUCAGAUCUUGUAGGACUUAUAUCUGAAACUUUUCGUAUUCAUUUACAUGGAUCUCUUGAAGAUUUAACACUUCGUUUCCGUGGACGUGUUACCGGACCUUCACUUCAAUUUAAUGUAGAAGAAUUGGAUUUUGGUAAUGUAUCUUAUGAUUGUUUACAUUCUCGUACAGUUAAGAUGACAAAUACGGGUCGAAUUCCAAUUAAAUUUCGACUUCGUAUACCAGAUACAAGUUCAUUACAUGAAUCUAUUACACUUUCUCCUUCUGAAGGUAAUAUUUUACCACGAGGAGAACAAGAAUUACGAGUAGACUUUUUAUCAAAUACGGUAGAAGAAUGUUCUACUGCUAUUCUUGUAGAUGUUGAAGGUGUUGGUGAAGCUGUAGAUUCACUUCCUAUUAAAGCAGCAUGUCUUGUACCAACUUUAUCUCUUUCAACAGAACAACUUCACUAUGGUACUUGUUUUGUUGGACAUGAAUAUAUAAUGAAUUUGGAACUUGUGAAUAAAACAGCACUUCUUGGAAAAUAUGAUGUUAUUAUGCUUAAUGAGGAUGGAGCACGAACCUCUAAUGCGAAGGUAGUGAUAGGAUCUCAAGAAAAUCCAGAAACUACAGUUAUGGUAAUAGAACCACGUAGUAGAUCUCAAGUACCUGUGAAAUUAACUCCCUUAACAGUUGGAACACUACGAUUGACUCUUUAUGUUCGUGUACUUGGAUCUAAAGAACCACCAUUACCAGUUCUCGUCACCGCAGCUGCUAGAGGACCAACAGUAACGGUAGAACCAAAAUCUAUUUCAUUUGGAACAUUGACGUUAUUAGAAGAGGCAGAGAAGGAAGUUGUUUUAAAUAAUACAAGUCCUAUUCCUGCUCAUUUUACAUUAAAUUUAUUGCAUGAUAGUGCACGAGAUGGUAAAUCUGUUUUUACACUUGAUAAAAAUGAAGGAAAGAUUGAUCCUUAUGGUUCUUUAACAGUAAAAAUAUCUGCUCGAUUAGAUGAUGCACGAAUGUUUUCAAAUAAAAUACAAUUAACUGUUCAAUAUGCGGAAGAUGAUUCUCAAUUAAUUCCUGUUACUGCUAUUGGAAAAGGUUAUGCAUUAGUUACAGUAGAACCUAUUGAAACUGUUAACUUUGGAGAUGUCUUUACUGAAACUUUAACAGAGAAAAAAAUAGUUAUUAUGAAUCAUGGAAGAUGUGAUAUAGAAGUUUUAUGGGGAAGUAAUCGUCCUAGUCGUUCAAAAACGGGUGGAUUACCAAAUAUUUAUCGUAUUCUUCCUGAGACAACUACUAUUCAUGCGGGUACUUCUUAUCCAUUUAUUGUACAAGCCUCAGCAGAUACGGCAGGUGUUUAUUCAGAAGAAUUUGUAUUAAAAGAUAAGAAAGUAUUUAGACCUAUUCUCGUUACAACGAUAACAGGAAAUUUUGUAAAUCCUUUAAUUGCAUAUAGUACCAAACGUGUGGUAUUUGAUUAUAUUUACGGUUCAGAAGGAGAAACAGGUAAAGCGGUUACAACAAAGACUUUCACUAUGAAGAAUACAACUUCUAAACCUUUACAAGUAACAUUAAAACGUGUGGAAACUCCACGAGGAUCACUUUCUCCUUUUACAUUAGAGAAACCUACAAGUUUUACUCUUGCAAGUGGUGAAACACAUAUUGUUGGAGUUACAUGUGAUGCCCUUUACCGUCAUGAUAAUAUUGCACAUUCUGCAAAAAGUCGUAUCCUUGUUGCAUUUCUUAAUCAUCCAUUUACAGAGUAUGUAAAUCUUUUUGCGAAUAUGGCAUUUCCCGUUAUUCGUAUUGAACCUAGAAGUGGAGAAGUCAAUUUUGGAUCUAUUCUUGCAGAAACAGAGAAACGAUCUGAACUUACAUUAACCAAUAUGUCAUCCACCGUUGCGGCAGAAUUUCUAUGGAGUGUGGAAUCUCUUAAUGAACCAGUCACCAUAGCAGAUCCACAACAAAAAGAGAAACCAUUAAAACACAAAUAUUUUGAUUUUAUUCCUUUUCGAGGUGUUAUCCCACCCGGUGAGAAACGAGUGGUGGAGGCAGUUUUCUACGGUACCCGUGGAAGACACGAGGCGACCGCCACAUGUAUAUUAACAGGCGGUCCAACCUACAAUGUUCAUCUCAUUGGCUGGAGUGAUGCGGCUGUGCGGUUUGACUGUACAUAUCUAGACUUUGGCACUAUGCAUCAUGAGGAAUCCGCACGGAAAACAAUUUCCAUUACAAGUCCCUCACAUGUUGCCGUUCCCUUUACAGUUGAUCUUGGCGCCUUAAAACAACACGGCUCUGUAAAGGUGAGUCCUAUGAGUGGAACCGUUACCAACACAAUUACACUCACAGUGACUUUCUGCCCAGUUAUUCCGGAAGAAGUGACGGAGACAUUUUAUGUGCAGGUUGGACACCGGGAUCCACAGCCCAUUACUGUACAUGGACUUGGUCAAGCCAACACCAUUGCGUUAACCACAAAUGAUAGGAAGACGAAACUCAAACGUGUGGAGGAUCCAACGUAUCAACGUUGUUUAGAAAAGUUAAUGGAUUCAGAUUGGAUUCCUUAUCAUACAAAGGCUGGUCAUUCACCUAAACUAUCACGUACAGCACUUGCAGAGAUGGAAGCCGAUCGAUUGACGUUUUGUCGAUAUCUUUUAAAUCCCCCUACCACACCAUCACCAUUCUCAUCACGUUCAACAUCUCCAGUUGCUUCUCCAACGGUAAUGGUGAAGGGAAUACCGAAAAAGUCUACUCGCAAUCUCAAAUCUCUAAAAAAAGAAAAUAAAAUUAUUCUUUCACGUUAUCUUAUUGAUUUUGGUCAUAUGACGAGACAAGAAACUCGAACUACAAAAAUAACAUUACUGAAUACAUCUGUUUCUUCUGUGGCUCUUGUAUUGGAUAGAAAAAUGAUAGAUCCUACUAUAUUGCAAGUGGAACCAUCUAAAUUUCCUAUUAUUCCUCCAUUUGGAGAAAUGGAAGUAACACUCAAAUUAUCUACGGAAGACCCUGAAAAAGUUUUAAAUGGUGCAAAUAAAUUUUCCUUUUUUAUAGAUAUUAAAAAAGGUCCACGUGUUAUUGUUGAAGUUCGUUGUUUUGUUGCUAUGCCAAUACUUAAAACACAUGAAAACAUCGUAGACUUUGGUGAUGUUCUUCUUGGUCAUGUUAAAAAAGUACCAUUACAUUUCUCAAAUGAGGAAGCUGUUCCUUGUACAUGGAGUAUGAUAUUAAUAGAAAGCAAACGAAAGCCUGAUACAGAUACUUCUAUGGCUUCUACUCCUACAGAUAAUAAUCCAUUACCAACUAUUACUAAACGACAGUUUAGAGUAAGUAAAGAUAAAGGAACACUUCCUCCUUUCUCUAGUAUGACGGUUCAAUUGAGUUUUAUGACAAGGAUAAAAGGAACGGCAAAAGCCAAACUUCGUUUACGUUAUGCCUCUAAUCCAAAUGAUUACUUUAUUGAAAUAAAAGGAAAAGUUAUUGGAAUGAAUGUAGAGUUUUCACCUUUUCCAUUGGUAUUUCCACCUAUUCAUCCAUGUCAAGUUAUAAAAAGUUCUUUUACUAUUACAAAUAAUGAGGAACGACCGGUUGAAGUGUUUAGUAUGAAUUAUGAUCAUAAAUACAGUACAGAACUUCUUAUUUUACAACGUGCCUUGAUGAUGAAAAAACCUUCCAAUAAUGGAGAACGUGAACUUCAUCUUCCUAUUCGAGAUCCAGGUAGUUCUUUACCAGAACCUUUAUUAGAUGCUGUUUUUGAUGAAAUUCAAACAGAAGAAAUGGGACUUGAGUAUAAAGAUUUUGAUGAUUUAGAUGAUAAACUUCCAAAUGAGCGAAGCCAUGGAACUCGAUUAUCACUCAGACGAUCCGCAUCUCUUUUACGACUGGAGAAACAAAUGGCAACGAGUUUAAAACAGGAAUCACCUUUACCACCUCCGGCUCCUCCUACAUCCACAGAGCCUAUAGUUAAACCACAAUUAGUUAUUAUUACAGGACCACCAUUUUCAGGUAAAACUACUCAAACAAAAAAAUUACAAGAAUCUAUGAAUUUAAUGCAAUUGGAUUUAGAUGCUAUGGUACGUGCAGAAGCGGAAUUUGAUACAGCAGAGGGUGAACUUGUUCGAAAUAUUCUUUCAGAAAAAGUAAGAAGUACAUCUCCACAAAAUAAUGAAAAUAUGACGAACCCAAGUACUCCACCUCCAGUAGAAAAUCUUUCCAAAUCGAAAGUUGUUAUUCUUCUUCAUUCACUUUUAAAACGUCAUUUAUCUGAUAUAGAUCCAAAAACAAGUUUAAUUUUGGAUGAUGUAAAAUCUAUUCUUACAGAUGAUCGAGAAGCUAUAUUAUUUGCUAUUGAAAAAGCAGUAUCUGCUACAGGGAGAUCUUUACAUAUUAUUUCUCUUGGAGUGAGUGAAGCUACAGUAGGACUUCGUCAAAAUCUUGAAAUUCAACAAAAAUGUCUUGAAAAUCUUGAAAAAGCCAUGACAGUUCCUCUUUCAGAAGAAGAAUAUGAAAAACUCUCUUCUGAAGAACAAGAUUCUUAUAAUCAUCGCUUAUUACAAUAUAAUAAAUGUAAACGUGAUCUUACAGAAGCUACAAAUGAAGUAGAACAUUUUACCGCAGAAAGAAUGAAAACUACACAACUUACAGUUCAAGCUGUAGUGGAUGCAGAAAUUACUGAAAAGGAAGAACAAGAAAUGAUUAUGCGAUCUACAUCAAGAGGAAAGAAAUUUGUACCAGAACCACGUCCUAAACCUUUAUGGAAUCAACUUUCAGAAUUUGAUCAAUAUAAAGAACUUUAUGUACUUUUACGUCGUAUGAAUCCCACUAUACAUGUUGUUGUGGAUGGUGAAGAAAGUGAAGAAGAUGUUAAUAAAGAUAUCGUAUCGCAAGCAUUUCCUUCACCUGAACAUGUGGAAGAACAGGCACCACAACCUCCAUCCUCUAUAUCCCCAACUAUGCAAAUGGGAGGUGGACAAGAAGUUCGAAUAGACUUUUCAGAUGUAACAAGGGGAUAUGCACAUUGGGAAUGGAUAAAUGAUGAUCGUGUGAAACGUUUAUUUGAAUCUUUUGAAGAUUUUAGAUUUUUUUCAGUUGUUCAACGGGAUGUAGUAAUAAAGAAAACACCAAAAGGAGCUUCAUCACAAUUAGUACCAGCCAUGGAAGAAACAACUCGUUGGAUUGUUCCACCCAAAUCUUCUGUAGAAGUUGUUAUUGUAUUUUGUAGUGAUAAAAUAGGGGAUCAUACACCGACGUUUAUAUUUGGUAUUACAGGUACUAGUCAAGAAAUUACUUUCCCAGUUAUUGCACGUACUGCUUAUCCAGAAAUUAGUAGAGAUGAAAAGACUAUUUUUGCGUUAACUAAACCACGUCCUAUAGCUGGAAGAGGACCUUGUAGAGUAUUUGUUAUGUCUAAACGUACCUAUGAAUUUGGACCACUUGUUGUUUGCUCUGGAAAUAUGCAAAGUUUAUCCGCAUCUAUAAAAAAGAAUGCGAAACACUCAAAUGAUGGAGGAUCACCUGUUAAUAGGAGUAAUUCACUUACAAUGAGAGAAACUAGUGCUCAGGAUACAUUAACGUUUACAAAUACUGGAAUAUUUCCAGCUGAAAUAUCUUUAAUAUUUGGAAAAGAAAAAGAUACUACAUUUACUGUUACUCCAAGUAAAUUUACCCUUCCAGUUGGAGAGAAAGCUACUGUUACAUUACGAGCAGUUCCUGAAACUAUUGGUGAAAUCGUAUCAAGACUUAUAGUAACUGUACGAGAUAAUCCUAUACCAUGGUAUGUGAAUGUUUCCUGUAUUGGUACGAGACCAGCGGUAACACUUGAUGGAAAGAAAGAAUAUCUUUUACAAUAUGGACGUUGUUUAAUUACACGUGAAGUAGAAAAAAUUAUUACUAUUGCUAAUAUAAGUUUAAUGCCUACUCGUUGGCGUAUAUCAGGUAUGGAAAAAUUACCAAAAGAAUUUGAAUUAAGUUCUACUGGAGGUGUUCUUGAUGUAAAUGCUGUUUAUCCUCUUGAAAUACGUUUUAAACCAACACGUACAGGUGUACAUAAUGUUCAACUUAAAGUGGAAGUUACAGAUUCAGAAGAUAUUUUAUUUGAAUCUCUUCCUUUAACUAUUAAAGCAGAAGCUCAUGAUGCCGUAUUGGAAUGGACAAGACAAAUAGAUUUUAAACUUAUGCAUGUAGGAGAUACAAAGAAAGAAAUAUUACGUAUUCUUAAUAAAGGACCAUACGAAGUUGGAUAUAUGUUACGUCUUCCUAAAGCUAUUCAAGGUCUUAUUACACUAACACCAAGUGAAGGAGUAUUACGUGGAUUAGUAGGAUUUAAAGAUGCUGCAUUAGCAACGAUUGAAGUUUCUAUUCGAUUUACAAAAGAAGGGGAAAUUCCUUCUGCACUUGGUGUAAUUGAAGCAUUAUUUUUUGAUCCUAUUGCGAAAGAACUUUUAUACCCUGUUCAAACAAUUCCUGUAACAGGUGAAGCUUGGUAUAAUAGAUAUACUAUUAAACCAUCUUGUAUUGAUUUUGGAUCUUGUUUUGCAGAUCAAAAGAAACAAUGUACCUUUGAAAUGCGUAAUACAGGUCGUUUUCCACUCAAUUUUCGAUUAUUUAAUUAUGAAACGACUCCUGCAAUACCUACUCAAGAUGAUAAUGAUAUUACAGUUAAAAAACCUCGUAAAUCUGCACGAAUGGAUGCGGGAUUUCAACUUGGUGCUUUUACUGUAACCCCGAGUUGUGGUGUUAUUGCUGUAGGCGAUAAUCUUGUAUUUCAAGUUUUUACAAUACAAACAGAGAAGACUAGUCAUAGAGAAACACUUGGUAUUUAUGUAGAUCACUGUGAACCAGAUUUAGAUGUAAAAGGUUUACCGUUUGAACUUGUGGCCUCCCCAACGACUCCUGGUAUCGUGGCCGAUCUUUCCUCUACUGUGGAUAUUGAGACAGUGUUUGAAGAACAACAAGUCGUAACAAGUUUAGCCCAAUGUCAUCGAUCUAUGCGUGUUUACGUUCGAGAAACUCGUGUUUUCUCAUUUGGGGCCACUCUUGUUGGGAGUCGUGUAGAGGAACGUUUCCGAAUUGCAAAUUCCAGUCCUAUUGCCUGUACUGUAAAAGUACAACUUUUACCAAUGAAUCCACGUGAGGGAAAAGAAAGGGAACGAGAUAAGAAGGAAAAGGAUUCCUCCCUUAGUGUGGAUGGAUUUUAUAUUCUCUUGGAUGGAGAAAAUGAAAACACGGACACUUUACAAUUACCAUCUUUUGAAAGUCGAUAUAUUACGGUGUGUUUUGCCCCACCCACUCUUCAAUCCUGCAGUGCCCGGUUUGAGGCGGUGGUGGUGGGCGGCACAAAUCCCCUCACCGCCGCGCUUCGCUUUGGAUUAACGGGUGAAGGUAUUUUGCCUACCGUGGAGUAUAUACUUCCACCCCCACUGCGAAUACCUUUUACGAUUGGAGUUCCACUCACUCUAAAGAAGAGUACAAGAGGAAAGGGAAAAGAUGGGAAGAAGACGUCUGUGGCUCCGUAUGUAGUAGAUGAUAGUAGUAAUACCUUAACAACACCAGGAACAAUUCAAAUGCCAUUAACACUUGUUGGGAUGUCCUCUACACGAGUCUUUACACUUCGUAAUACUGGUGAAGUUGCGGCUACGAUUCGAUUAUCAACACCGGAUGAUUGUCCAAGAGAUAUUGUGAUAUCAAAAUUAAAAGAAUCUAUUACACUUCCUGUUGGUGGUUCCGAAACGUUUGCCAUAAGUUUUACACCAUCCCAACCAGGUGCAUGGCGAGUACGAUUACGGGUGGCAGUAACAGAGAAUCCAUACGAAGAUCGUGAAUUGUUUAUUACCGCAGAAGGACACUUUAAUACGAUAAGUCUUCAUAAUAUUGAUCCUACUACAGAAGAUCAUCUUACAUUGGGUUAUUGGUAUGUUUCUUGUGUAAAGGAACAUACUUUAACGAUACGUAAUAACUCUCCACAUGUAGUUCGAUUUGAAUGGGAUUCUUCAUCUAAUAAUGUUUCGUAUACCCCAUUUGUUGGACAUAUGUUACCUGGAACUUCAAAACCCAUAACAGUGCGAUUAUACUCAGAUACAGUUUUUAAAGAAACACUUCAAACAACACUACGAGUUACAUCUAUUUCAUUACUAGAAAUGGAAGAAUGGGAUAAUACAUAUGUACAAACAAAAUUGGUAAGGUCUUCACCUAUUGCAGAGGAUGGAGGAGAGAUAGCAUUAGGAACUAAUUUAGAAUCUGAAAUAGAUACAAAGCAGAAUCUUAAGAAAAUUACAGAACCUAUUCCAGAACCAGAAUAUAAAACUACUGGUGAUGUUUCCGUAAAUAAAUCUCUUUUUGUAAGUUAUUCUUGUGAUUAUGCUUCAUAUCAAGUAACACUUCCUAUGAAUGAUGGUAUGGAAAUAACAGAUACUUUGACAUUUCCAAAAACAAAAAUAUUUCAAAGACGUUCUGUUAUUUUACGGGUAAAAAAUACAGGAUUAAAUGUACUUCCCUUUUCUUUUACUUUUGGUGAUUUAAGAUCUCGUGCAACCGGAGAUGUGGAUAAUUCUGGUAUCUUUACAGUGGAUCCUAUUUCGGGUAUGAUUGAAGCUGAAACGCAUCGUGAUAUUCAAGUUACCUUUGCCCCUCGUUAUGUAGAAGAUGUUUCUCAGAUGCUUAUUGGACAUUUUUCACAUGCUUUAGAAAACAAAAUAUAUGUUCAACUUUCUGGAUCUGCCGAGUGUCCUUUAGUACAUUUUAAUGUUCCUCCGUGUGAUUAUUUAGAAACCCGUAUUGAAGGAGAAGCAGGUCCUUCUUUAAAUCCAGAUACAAUUCCUAUUAUGUUUCGUACUUGUGGUUUACAAAGUAAGUGUACGGUAUCUUUUAAGGUUAUUAAUCCUACUACUACACCUCAACGUUUUGAGUGGAUUGGGGAUCCAUUAUCUCAGCGUGUAUCACCUUUCCGUUGUUUAACACCUUCUGGAUCUAUUUCUGCAGGAAAACAAUGUGAAAUGACUUUUGAAUAUACGGCAACAUCUAUUGGAAUUCGAGAAUCAAAAUGGAGUUUUUUCCUUACAGGUCAAAUAUCUGUACCAUUCCUUUUAGUAGGAAAAGCAGAAGAACCAAAUGUAUUCCUACAAGUUAGUAAAGUAAACUUUGGUGGAGUAUUAGUUGGAAAUAAAACGGAAAGAUUUAUUGAACUUGAAAAUAAAGAAGAUGUUUCAUUCCCAUUUUCAUUUGAACAUGUUUUACAUGAUCUUGAAAAUGCGGUUGGGGUAAAACCAAUGAAUGGUGUUAUUCCACCAAAUUCUAAAAUAAUGCUGAAUGUAUGGUAUUCUCCUAAAGAAGAAAGUACAAUGAAUGCAAAAUUAGUUUGUCGAGUGAAACGCUUAAGUGAUCCUUUAACAAUUAAUGUAAAAGGUGAAGGACUUUGUAUUCAUACCACAUUGGGUAUUGAAGAUGAUAAUAGUGAUGAUUCUGUGGAACCUGUUUAUGUACAACCAUCUCAAUUGUUUCAAUUAAGUUUAGGACGUGUACAAGUGGAUACAGUAGUUAAAAAACGAUUGAUACUAACAAAUGAGAGUCAAUGUGCAGUAGAUUACUCUCUAAUAGUACCAGAUCAUCGUUUUAUUGAAUUAAAUCCAAUGUCUGGUACUGUAUUAUCAAAACAACGUGCGGUUAUUAUGCUUAUUUAUUCUCCUUCUUCAGAAGAAACUUUACGUAAUUUUAAAAUUAUUUGUAAAGUUGAAAAGAGUGUCUUAUAUUCUAUUCGUUUAUCAGCUGUAAGUUAUACACCAAAACUAAAUCUUGGAUUUGAAAAGUACGAUUUUGGACCUUGUUUUAUUACAGAAUUUUCUUCUGGUGCCGUUAUGAGUACUUCAUUAUCUAUGAUGAAUGGUGAAUUACGGGAAACUCUCGCAAUAGACUGUAUUCUUUCAAGUGAAGAAUAUUUUGAUUUGGAUGUAUCUUCUUUAGUCUUAACACCUGGAGAAGUUCGAAAUGUUAAAAUUAGUUUUGCACCUCAUGAAGUGGGAGGAUUUACAAGUGAACUUAAAAUUCUUAUUAAUGGUACAUACCCUAUAUUUAUUCCUUUAUCAGGUGAGGGAGUGAUACCACGUAUUGAGGUUCCAAUAAGGUUCUUAAAAUUAGGGGCUGCACGUAUUGGUGAAAGACGUACAGGGGAAUUACGAAUUGAUUGUAAAAGUCGAACACCAACACCUGUUUCUCUUGCUAAUGUUUUGGAUGCUGAUUUAAUUGAGAGAGGUGUAACAAUUUCACCUAAUGAUUUAUUUAUAAUGCGACCACGUGAAGUUCGUAUUAUUACCGUUUCUUUUAAACCUACAACUCGUAUGGCUGAAUUUCAACGAGAAUUACGAAUGUUGGUAUGUGGAAAAGAAAUGCCAUUAGCUAUUAUUUCAUCCUCUUGUGAAGAUGCGGAAGUUCAUUUGGAUGUACAGAAUAUUCUUUUUAAUGAUGUUGUCGUUGGUGCUACAUCCUCUCGUCGUGUAGUGAUUAUGAAUAGUGGAGAUAUCUCUCAACGAUUUAAGUGGGAUUUAGCCUUCGCCCCUAAUAGUGAAAUGAAAGUCAUUCCCUCCUCUGGAUUAGUUCGAGCGCACACGGAGCAGACCUGUGAAUUUAUGUAUUCCCCAAAGAAGGCGGGAAGUACUUUCCGUCGGCCGGUGGUGGUGGAAUUCGAUAACGCGCAGCCCCUCUCUGUGAAUGUAGAGGCGCACGGUGUGGGCAGACCGCAGGCGGAUGUUGUGGUGGAGUUUAACUGCCAAGCGCGGGCCACCGUAACAAAGUCCGUGGCUGUAGAGAAUCCAACAGAAACCAUGUGGACCAUACAGCCAGUGGUGAGCAGUAGACUGUGGACUGCACCAAAGGUAUUUCAGGUGAAUGCGAAGAGUACAGCAAUGCUACCUUUAACAUAUGCCCCAGUGUUGGUGACGAAGGAAAAGGAUGUGGCAAAUCUUUUUAUUCCACUUCCCACAGGAUCGGCAAUAUGUAUGCAACUGGAAGGUGAGGCAACUUAUCCAACAGAGGCGGGAGCUCUAGAUGAAAAGGUUGUAGAGACAAACACACCACAUUCAGAAUCCUUUACAUUACAGAAUGAAUCUACACAACCAUUACGUUUCUAUAUAAGUAUUAGUUGGACUCCUGAACCAGAAAAAGGUAUGAUAAAUGUAAAGAUGCCAGUAAGUGUAGAUGUUCCACCUAAAGGAAGUAGAGAUUGUCCUAUUACAAUAACAUCAUUAAAAGAAGGAAGUAUACGUGCCACAAUUCAUUGUCGCUGUUCAGAACGAGAAGAUUAUUCUCAAAUGUUUGAUGUCGUUUUAAGAUUUGUACCUAAAUCUGUAUCCUCCAAAACAGAUCUUGUGGCAACAGUUCGUACAAGUGCUUAUCAUCGACUUCAUAUUACAAAUCCUCUUGAAAAGAAUGUCAUCGCAACUACAAAAGUAGAAAAUGGAAGUGAUGCUAUCUUUGUAGAUUCAACUAUUACAAUAACACGUAGAAGUGUUACGGAAAUUCCCAUACGUUUCUUCCCACUUGUUCAUAAAGAAUAUCCAGUAGCUACCGUUAUUGUAUCAAGUCCAGAACUUGGAACCACAACAUGUAAACUUAAUCUUCGUUCAAAUCCACCAGUUCCAGAGAAGGUUAUAAAAAUUACAUGUCCACUUGGACAAUCGGUUGUAUUUCCACUUCGUUUCUUCCAUUAUAGUAAAUCGAAUUGUGAAUUUGCUAUUCGUAUUCCAUCAAAGAAUAAUGUUUUUACAAAGUUUGGAAGUGCUAGUUCUGUAAAAGCACAAGGGACUACACGUCCAGAAGGACAAGAAGUCAGUGUGGAUAUAAAUUACGAACCUGUAAGUGUUGGUGAAACGAGAGAAACGAUUGAGGUUUACUCCGCUAUUGCUGGUCAAUAUAUUUUCCCUGUUGUGGCUACAUGUCUACCACCGCAGAGACAAGGACCAUUUCCUCUACGAAGUGGACAAACAACAAGUAUUCCAUUUAAAAACGUAUUUAAUGAGACUAUUACACUUUCAUUUGCAAUAGAUUCACCUAAUGUUGUAGUUCCCAAGACAACAGAGACUUUAGCAGCGAAGAAGUCUACUAAUAUUCAACUUAUGUGUAAAAUGGAUGAUGAUAAACAGACAGCCCAGACGGCGAAGUUAACAGUCAGUACGACAUAUCAUGAUGAACUACUGCAGUGGGUAUAUUACUUAAAGAAACACGUUGUGGAACCAGGAUCCUUGUCAACAUCACCCUCUAGAAGAAGGGACCGAUGA
This is a messenger RNA of Trypanosoma theileri, 13647 nucleotides long. RefSeq names its product Hydin. Bases 1 to 13647 code for a protein of 4548 amino acids. NCBI's taxonomy places the organism in Eukaryota, Euglenozoa, Kinetoplastea, Trypanosomatida, Trypanosomatidae. The transcript has a single exon. The record is from RefSeq and is a predicted model, not a curated record. Gene Ontology annotation, biological process: axonemal central apparatus assembly; cilium movement. Gene Ontology annotation, cellular component: axoneme.